Messenger RNA from Symbiodinium necroappetens, 1455 nucleotides. The record is from the annotation of a GenBank genome assembly. NCBI's taxonomy places the organism in Eukaryota, Dinophyceae, Suessiales, Symbiodiniaceae.
AUGAAGUUGAAUGAUGCUGAACCAGUCCAAAAUGGGACCAUUGCCUGCAUCGGCGCUGGCACAGGCCUGGGACAAUGCUUCCUGGUGGCCGACACUCAGACAGGUGAAUACACCUGCCACCCCAGUGAAGGACAGCACGGGGAGUUUGGUCCCCGCGGGGCCGGUAGCGACGAGCUGAAGCUGGAGUUGCUGAAGUACCUGAAGAUCAAAUUCUCCAACGCGGGCAACCGCAUCUCCACCGAGAGAGUCGUCUCAGGCACCGGCAUCUGCAACAUCUACGAGUUUCUCGCCUACAAGCACCCGCACGACGUGGAUGAGGAGGUGCACGAAGCGCACAACGAGCGCCCGAAGGACGCCGGAAUCAUCGCCAUGAAUGCGAAGCCCGGGUCGCUCUGUGAGAAGACGAUGAAGAUCUUUGCUGAUGCCUACGGUGCUCAAUGCGCGACCUUUGCCCUCUAUGUGCAGCCCUUCGGAGGCAUCUACAUCACCGGCGGUGUGACGAAAAAGAUGCGGGAUUGGCUAUUGAAAGAGGGCUCUUUCAUGAAAGCCUACUACGACAAAGGUCGGCUCACUCCUGUGCUGAACCGUGUGCCGCUGAUGAUCGUCGAGGGAGACGACAUGGGCCAACGAGGAGCCCACUUGCGCGCAGUGAUGCUCCUCAAGCAGGAGAUCAGGGAACAAGCCCGACGAUUGUUCGACACACUUGAUUUCAACCACGAUGGCUUGCUCUUCGUGAGCGAGUUGGAAGGCUUGUUUGAGAUGGCCGGAGACAAGGCUGGCAAGCACAGGCUCGACCUGGCGCGACAGCUGUUGCAGGAGCUGGACAGCAAUCGUGAUGGGCAUCUCGACUUCGAAGAGUUCUUGAAGGGGUACGCAAAGCUGCCCACGAAGAUGAUCUCUGAGUCGCCCUUCCUCCACCGAGAGAGGGAAGAGCAAAAGGAGCCGAAGAUGGAUCGCACGCAGCUGGUGUCUCCGCCGGACCGCGGCAACGACGUGGACAGCCAGGCGGCCUUGGCCAAGGAGCUGCAGAAAUACCAAAGCCGCUCGCGCCGGGAGAAGAUCGAUCCCUUCAAGGACGCCAACGCUCCGGUUUUCCAGACCAGGCUCUACAAGCUCCUCGCGGAUCACGACCGCACCAAGGAGGAGUCUUGGGUGCCGCGAAUGUAUUGGGUAAGCAACUCAGGUGGGAUCUGUUACCACAGCGUUACUGAGAAUCAGGCGCUAAAAUUCCUUGACAGCGAAGAUGUGCCAAAAAUGUAUGUUGAGCAGCUUCCGGACGAUGACAAAUCGUCGUGCAAGCAGCAUCGCUUUCGCAUCCAGCCUUCCUUCCGAGAAGGAAUUCCUGCACCAGCAACGGAGUUCGCAGCUCCUACUGAAGACAUCCUGUCGCUCUGGAUGAUCGAGCUUGCAGCCCUUCAGAAGAAGGCACGGGAAGGCAGCUCGACGUCUGACUAA